This is a messenger RNA of Telopea speciosissima, 3127 nucleotides long. RefSeq names its product mitogen-activated protein kinase kinase kinase 5-like. Gene Ontology annotation, molecular function: protein kinase activity; ATP binding. The coding region runs from base 303 to 2588 and encodes 761 amino acids. Gene Ontology annotation, biological process: protein phosphorylation. The transcript is spliced from 11 exons. The record is from RefSeq and is a predicted model, not a curated record. Lineage: Eukaryota; Viridiplantae; Streptophyta; Magnoliopsida; Proteales; Proteaceae.
GGCAAGGUGACCUUGGGAGUUGAGACAAAGUUCUUCUUCUCUCUGGUUGACAAAAGUUUGUAAACCGCGUACCGGGGAGAAGACCUCGAUCGUCCAUGACUGAUCCUUGAGGAAUAGGUCAAUAGGGUUUCCCUGAAUAUGGAUUUCUCUAGUUAGGGUUUUGCUUCCACAAUGAUGGUGCUCUGCAUCUGCAACCCUCUAGAAUUGGUGUUCUUUGGAUUCCAAUUUCGGUAUCGGUUCGUCUUCAUCCGUUCUUCCUAAAAAGCUCAGAGCUUGUGUACCAUGUUUCCCGAUCCCCAGAUAUGUAUUGGUGGCAGAACGCCCUUUUUUCUCCUUCGUCUUCAUCUUCUAAAGACCCUGAUAAAUCCAAAUCUUUAGCAACUUCUCAUAAAAAACGAAAUGUGAGGGACAUCAAUUUCUUCAGGAACCGUCGAGGAUCGAACGGGCAGCCACGACUCACUCGACUGCGGAAGCUUCGUCAUCUCACCGACGAUGAUGUUGAGGGCUUACCCUUGAGAAAUCUUAGUCCUCUCUCUCAGCCCAAUUCGACAUCAGUGUCUCGCUUGCCGAGCAACCCUGACCCGGCCUCGGCAACUGCUGGGCCAUCAUCGUUGUCACCGGCGGUGCCGCAGCCAUUGCCGCGACCGGAAUUGUAUGUGCUUCUUCAGCGAGAACCCCUGUUCUCCUCCACGCAUUCAGGGGAUUGGCCUCUGCCUUCCCCCAGGGAGGUGCUGAGCAGACGGGAUGGAGAGGGUGAUAGAGCAGACUACUCGAUCGGUGAUGGGACGGAAGAUGGGUUCCCUGGACGCUCCUCCGCUUCCAGGUAUGCUUAUCAAACAAUCCGCAAAAGUACUGAGCAUAUUGAUGGACUUUCAGCCAAAUCUCCAACUGAUCGUGGUAGGAUGGUUCUUCAUGAUCCAAAUGGUGUUGAAAAUGUUCGAAGCAAUUACAUGCUUAAUGUUCCUGUUAACAGUGCUCCAACUAGUGGGUUUUCAAGUCCUGCACGUAGCCCUCGAAGAUUUAGUACUGGCGAUUUUCUUUCUUCUCCCUUCAUGGUCUCUCAAGGUUUUCAGGUUUGGUCUGCGCCAGAGUUCCCAUCCUUAGAUAUGCCAACAGGGUUGUCUCCCCGAGCUUCACCAGAGAAACUUAUAUCUAGUACUGACUGCUCGCCACUUUAUAGUCCAACAAUAACGGGUCCUGGCCUAAACGCUAGAAGUCCAAGUGGAGCCGCAUCUCCAAUUCUUCACAAGCAGUCUGCGGAGAGCUCUUCUGCAUGGCAUGAAAGCAAUGGUCAUGUCACAGUCCACCCAUUACCCCUUCCUCCUGGAGCUACAAUAACUCCACAGCAAGCUUUUGUUCAUCAAGCUACAUCUAAACCAGAGACAUCAUCAAUGACAAGUCAGUGGCAAAAAGGAAAGCUUAUUGGACGUGGUACAUUUGGAAGCGUUUAUGUUGCCACCAACCGAGAAACUGGAGCUCUUUGUGCUAUGAAAGAAGUUGAUCUGAUCCCGGAUGACCCUAAAUCUGCGGAAUGCAUAAAGCAGCUAGAGCAGGAGAUCAAAGUUCUUAGCCAAUUAAAGCAUCCAAAUAUCGUGCAGUAUUAUGGUAGUGAAAUUGUUGAGGAUCAGUUUUAUAUAUAUUUGGAGUUUGUACAUCCAGGAUCCAUUAGUAAAUACGUUCGUGAACAUUGUGGAGCUAUUACAGAAUCUGUUGUGCGCCAUUUCACUUAUCAUAUUCUCCAUGGAUUGGCUUACUUGCAUAGCACAAAGACAAUCCACAGGGACAUCAAAGGAGCCAAUUUGCUUGUUGAUGCAUCUGGUGUUGUUAAGCUUGCAGACUUCGGAAUGGCAAAGCAUCUUAGUGGCCAAGUGGCUGAACUUUCUUUGAAGGGUAGUCCAUACUGGAUGGCACCGGAGGUCAUGCAGGCUGUGAUGCAGAAGGAUCUUAACUGUGAACUCGCUCUUGCAGUUGACAUCUGGAGUUUGGGCUGCACAAUUGUUGAGAUGCUGACUGGGAAACCUCCUUGGAGUGAGUUUGAAGGGGCUGCAGCUAUGUUUAAGGUUUUGAGAGAAUCCCCUCCAAUACCAGAAACAUUAUCACCUGAGGGCAAGGAUUUCCUUGAGUGUUGCUUUCGAAGAAAUCCUGCUGACAGGCCGUCAGCGAGCAUGUUGUUAGAACAUUGUUUUCUGAGGACUCUGCACCAUCCAGAUGUUCCUAAUUGUACCCAAUUGUUCUCUAGAAUGAAGUUGGUGGACAAGGCUUACAGUCCAAAAGAGUGGACUAAGAAUAAAACUGAUAUGUUGCCUCUCUCACCAAACAAGCAGACUAAAAAAGGAAAACAGGUGUCCACUGGUGCUUCUGCUCAACAAUCUCAUCUUGAAACUUGCGACCCCGCAGUGGUCCCUCGCCAUUCUCCUCGAUCUACUCUUGAGGCCCUUCCAAGUUUAUCUCCUCCACAUUCAAACUGCCUGGCACAGAGCCCCAGCUCUUCUCCGAAGGUUCUCAAAGGUAUACACGUGACUGCUGGAAGCAACCAUUUCUCUGCUCUCCCGAAGACUCAUGGAAGGGAAGUCACUCACCUUUUCUAAAGUUGGUGGGUGGUAUUAUACCAUGGUCCUUUCUUAGAAUGGUCCAGUGCCUUCAUGUGAACAUGGAUGAGUGAUUUAAAGCAGUUCCAUUUGUGAAUCUGAAUCAGAACUGUGGUAAAGAGUGAUCAUAUGUGCAUCUGCUGCUUCUGUUCAUCAGCUCCUAGUUCACAUCAAUCUCCAUGCCGAGAGUCCUGUAAAAGGUUCAUAGAAAUGAUUUGGUUUUGUUGUUUUUGUUUUAUUGCUUUUAGGUUUUUUAGCUUGAAAAUCCAACUCUAGGUUGGAUUGCGAAGUAGGUUCAUGACAAACAUUAGUUUAGGGCCUCAACAACAAAACUUUUUAGUUUUAUGCUUACCCUGAAGUUUUCUUCUUAUAACUGUACACCAAAAUUCAGCCAAAGUUAAUUUGUAGAUAUUAGGUUCAGUAGUUUGCCUGGUCAUCACAUAACCUUUGUUGUAUCUUUUUCAUGUAUUAAAAGGAACUCCGAGGAUGUGAUGUAAUUUGGUGCUUACAGUAGUCAUUACUGACUUGAUGGGAAUGGU